AUGUGUGGAGUUUUUGUAGCCGCUGAUGCGCUUUUGAAGAUGCGAGCCGAACUCUUGGAAGCCGCUCAUGCGCACAAGGCGGCGAUGUUAGCGUUUGAGAAGCAACGCAUUUCUUUGUUUCAGGAGGCCUCUGAGGCGCAGAAGCUUUUGGCAGGUAUGGAAAAGGAAGAUCUUUUUUGGAAGCUGUGGUGGAAAAAGUUAUUUCUUCUUCAGGCCAGGCUUUUAUCCCGUGUGGCUCACCAACGAUUAGUUUUGGGGGCGGAACGAGUUAGUCAUGGAAAGGGCGUCUUGGCGCACCUGGUGAUGUGUUCGCCUCGAGUACAGCUGGGUGUGGUGGAAGGAGAUGAGGGCUGUGUUCCGCAGGAGUGCGUGCAUGUGGGCAUGGGUGCCAUUCCCAUUCUUCGUAAUACUGGGGUAGAGCUUCAAUUUCGCCUUGUUGCUUGCGGCGCCAAGGAUAAUGGCGGUGGAUAUUGGCAGGAAUUUAACGAGUAUUAUUUUAAGAGAAUUCAACGAGUCCCAUUUGUUCUGACAUAUAUUGCAGGGAACGGGGGGCUCACAGAGAGCAGCAGUAUACUUGCGUACGCUGAGACCGCGACAGAUGGCAGUACUGCCUGCAUAAUAACGUUUCCAUAUGUGCUCCUUGAUGAUGCUGAAGUCAAUUCAUUUCACACCCUGCUCGUCACUCACCCUCGCACACAGUAUGGCAUUAUUCCACCGUUGGAGGUUACACUUCUUCUCUUGGCACCUCCUGCUAUUGUCGUGAAGGACGUGUCACUCGAUGACAAACUCACGCAUGUUGAAAGUCAUCUCAAGUACCAAAGAAAAGAUGAAUUAACUCCUGCUUUCAGAAGGGAACUUCAAGUGUGUGUGGAGGUCUGUACUGAUGAAAUUGUCACGCAAAUGUUGUUUGAAUGUGUUGAGAAGGAUCCUCAAGGGAAAACUUACUUGGUGGAAAGGAAGCAAUUGGAUGCGGGGGCUUGCAAGAGACGCUUUUUGGAAGAGGGACACUGGAUAUUCCGUUUUUGCAUGGCGAUCGCGGUGAAAAAUGAGCAUAAUGAGGCAGGUGUGGCAUUGACGGUGGUGGUUGAAGUGACGCUGGAGUCCAUGCCCCAUCAUGUCUUCCGUGAGUUUAUUCCAGUGGUUUCCCCUUUGGAGAAGAAAAGUAAUAACGCCCCUAACCGCCCCACUGCAAACUUCUCCAGGCAUUCCGCGAGUACGAGCUCCCAAGAGGUUCCUCAUGCUGCUGGUACCUUGGAGGCCAACGCCACGGCAAAGGAUGAUGAAGAUUUUUUUGAACUCUUUAGGAAUGACGAGAAGAAGGUAUUAAUGAUGGCAACAGAUGAUGAGGUUCCAGCUUUACGGAGUCCGUUGCUCGACCAAUCAAACUCAACUUUUAAGAACAUGAAUGAAACUGAAUGGAAUAUGCGACUAAAGUCCUAUAUCCUUGAUGAACAUGGGGUCAUUGGCCUCCCACUUCUGAAUGGGACAUCCCCGAUGAAUGUGUCUCCGCAUCUUGUUUGUUAUCCGUACAAUUCCAUGGGCGUGCCACGUAGUGGUGUUGGGGUGCCUAUUCUUGGAUGGCAAGAGACACGACACGGAGUGACAGUGACUGACGAUUAUGAAAAGAGGCCACUCUCGUUGGAAUGGGCGUUGGAGGGAUGUGAGGAUGCACCUUUUUUCUGGCUGUUGCGGGGACCUGGCGGUGAAUGUGUUGUUUUGCAUCGUUCCAACAGAAGCAGAACCAAUAACAGUAUGGAGGCCUGUUGCUUUAAACGUUUUCCUCCGUUGUCGCCCCCUUCACGCGUCGUUGCCGUCGAUGUUAAUUGUCGUAGUGCCAAUGACUACGUUGUCAAGUCGAUGUUUUCAGCUUCACUGCAGUGUCUUGUGUGUCAAUGGGCUUCUGGUAGACUGACCUGCACUGAGCCUGGAGGGGAGUCGAUGACACUUUUGGACGACGACGACGACGGUAUUCUUGCCACAUGCACCUGGAACCCGGACGAGGAGGAGGAUGCAUCUCUCAUUGUGUGUUUGCAACAGGGUCGUCGUUUCUUCGUGUACUCCCUUGAUGACCGGGAGGUAAUAGUACACUCCAGCCUCCCUUUGACGUGCUCUCCCGUCGGUGUGGACGACGCCGAUGAUAGUCAAGAGUAUAUUGGUGUCGCCCCGGUGCUUGGAGGGGAUGCGGUUGCGAUGUGGACAGCCACGGGGGUUGAGAUGCUUUUUCACGCCCCCACCUGGAGACACCAGAAAUUGUACACAACAGCAUCAUCAUCCACACAAAUAUUGGGGGUGUGCCCGGCGUACUCGUUUCCCCGCGAGACCACCGACAAUAAGAGCGAAGACGGGGCAGACGAAUUUGUUUUUUUUGCAACCGACACGAUGGGGACAAUUGUUUUGGUGCUGCUCCUUUCUAACGGCACUUGUGUAGGCCUAUCGCUGGACGGCAAAGUGCAUGAUUUGGGAUUCUUGUCCCCCUCCUUUUCAUCAUUGCCGUCGUGCACAUUGGGCACGUUGACUAUCGAAGAUCUGCCACAUGUCUCAUCCCUGACGAUGCGGCAUGUGAAGGUGAAUGGUCGACCGGUGAUUUUUAUUUGUGGGUUAACAGAACAUCACGUGCUGCGAUGGGCUUACGUGUAG
Trypanosoma cruzi is the source of this 2637-nucleotide messenger RNA. RefSeq lists its product as uncharacterized. NCBI's taxonomy places the organism in Eukaryota, Euglenozoa, Kinetoplastea, Trypanosomatida, Trypanosomatidae. The record is from RefSeq and is a predicted model, not a curated record. Bases 1 to 2637 code for a protein of 878 amino acids. The transcript has a single exon.